AUGAGCGAUACGAAAGCAUGGGAGCAUCUAGAUGCGGACCUCAACCAAGUAUUAGAAGCAUCUCUAGCUGGAGCCGUAGAGCGUAAAGUCGAGUCCCUAACCGCAAUAACGUACAACCUAGCUAGGGAGCGGUUUGGGGUGGAGGAAAAGAAGAAGAAGAGUCAGCAAACUACCAAGCAGCCCAACAGAUCUAGAAGGGAAAGAGAAAUUCGGCAGUUAAGGAGAGAAAUCAAGGCACUAAACAAGAAGUACAAGAGAGGGCCGGCCAGCGAAAAGGAAGGUAUCAAGCAGUUAACGUGCCAACUGAGAGAGCGGUUAUGUAGAUUGAGAAGGGCUGAGAAUGUUAGGAAGCAGAGAAAGCAGAGAGCAAACAAGAGAGCCCAGUUCGUCAGAGAUCCUUUCCGGUUCACAAAGUCAUUGUUGGGAGAAGCGAAGUCAGGUAGACUAGCCAGCGGCAGAGAAGAAGUAGAAGAGUUUCUGAGAGAGGCACACAAUGAUGAGUUGAGGCACGAAGCUCUAGAGGAAAAUUCGAGAAUCAAGCCGGUGCCAGUACCAACCAAACCUCUGGAUACAAGUGAACCAACAUUGUGGAGGCUUCUACGACGAAUAUGGGGGAAGGGAGUCAUUCCAACAAGCUGGAAGAGAGCAGAGGGGUGCUUCAUCCCGAAGGAAGUAGACUCCUCCGUCAUCAACCAGUUCAGAACAAUUUCGCUCCUGUGCGUCGAAUGCAAGAUUUACUUUUCUGUUCUGGCUAGAAGACUUGUGACCUACAUAACUGAGAACCAGUACAUAGACACGUCUGUGCAGAAGGGAGGAAUCCCGGGUUUCUCCGGUUGUCUGGAACAUACGGGUGUGCUAACCCAGGUGAUAAGAGAAGCCAAAGCAAACAAGUCGGACUUGACGGUGGUAUGGCUGGACCUGGCUAAUGCGUAUGGUUCUAUCCCUCACGGCCUUAUCCAGGUGGCGCUGGACCACUACCAUGUCCCAGCAAGCGUCAAGGGCAUGGUCACCAGCUACUUUGGAGGGUUCCAGCUUCGCUUUAGAACAGCUGACUUCACAACACAGUGGCAGAACCUGGAGAAGGGGAUUGUGACAGGAUGUACUAUCUCGCCAAUUCUCUUCAUCAUGGGAAUGAAUCUACUGAUAGAUGCGGCAGCUACUAAAGCAAAGGGCCCCAGGAUGAACUCUGGUUCAAGGCAGCCACCAAUAAGGGGGUUCAUGGAUGACAUCACUCUUACUACUGUCACCCAUGUAGAGGCAAGAUGGAUGUUAGCAGAGCUAGACUAUAUGGCAACAUGGGCAAGAAUGAGGUUUAAGCCGAUCUCUGCUACCCUGGACAACGGUAAUUCAUACACCGUGAGCAACCAUAUCAGUCUCGGCAGCAACCCGUGCUGA
This is a messenger RNA of Branchiostoma belcheri (Belcher's lancelet), 1395 nucleotides long. RefSeq lists its product as uncharacterized. NCBI's taxonomy places the organism in Eukaryota, Metazoa, Chordata, Leptocardii, Amphioxiformes, Branchiostomatidae. The coding region runs from base 1 to 1395 and encodes 464 amino acids. The transcript has 2 exons. The record is from RefSeq and is a predicted model, not a curated record.